AUGCACUGGGCCCUGUGGAAGCGCGGCCCAGCCCACUGCUCCCGCAGCGGGCCGGUCGCUUCAGCGGGACCCGCAGUGCUGGGCGGAGACCCCGAGAUGCUCCGGCGCUUUGCCGCGUCGGUCUUUUCCGACGCCCUCAAACUUCCUGCCUCUGUGUGCCUGCAGUUGGAGGCCAGCCUGAUCGGCACGCCCGCCGUGUGGAGCAAUGGCUGGCGCGGUGCACUGGAUGCUGCCCUUGGCCCCAGCAGGAGCGCUUCAACUUCUUCAGGGCUGAAGUUCUGGAAGCCAACAUCCAAUGGCCAGCGCUCACGUGUGACCAUCGACCGCAGCAGCCUGUGGAAGGGGAAGCCGUUCAAGACACUGACUCAAGGGAUGUCAAGGACUGGUGGCAGAAACAACAGCGGCAGGACCACGAGCUGGCACAUCGGGGGCGGCCAUCGAAAGAAGUAUCGAAUCGUCAGCUUCGCCCUUGACAAAACUCUUGAGGGACAGGGAGGCGUUGUGGAGCGGCUUGAAUACGAUCCAAACCGUUCAGGCAACAUAGCACUUGUGAAGUACAAGCAAGAUCCAGGACAGCCUGCAACCCACACAUACCUCCUGGCCCCUCAAGGGAUGGGCCCUGGCGAUGCUGUCAUUUCGGGCCCUGGUGCCCCAAUCAAGUCCGGGAACACGUUGCCCUUGGCGAACAUCCCAGCUGGCCAGAGGAUCUACAACAUCGAAUUGACUCCGGGGAAGGGAGGGCAGUUGUGCCGAGCCGCUGGGUGCUCUGCAACUCUUGUGCAAAAGGGAAGCGAUGGGUGGGCUGUUGUCAGGUUGCCUUCAGGCGAGCAGAGGAAAGUGCUGAUAGGAUGCACAGCCACCAUCGGCACUGUGUCAAAUCCGCAGUACAUGAAUCGUGUUGUUGGAAAGGGUGGAUUGACGCGUUGGGGAGGUCGUCGACCAGUAGUGAGGGGAGUGGCUAUGAACCCGAUCGACCACCCACAUGGAGGUGGAGAGGGCAAGACGUCCGGCGGAAGGCCAUCUUGCACACCCUGGGGCAAACCAACAAAGGGCCAGAGGACAAGAAAAACCAAACGCACCGGAAAGUUCAUUGUCUUGAGCCGCCACAAAGCAAAGAAGGGGUCGGGGAGAUGA
Messenger RNA from Ostreobium quekettii, 1134 nucleotides. Lineage: Eukaryota; Viridiplantae; Chlorophyta; Ulvophyceae; Bryopsidales; Ostreobiaceae. The record is from the annotation of a GenBank genome assembly.